This is a messenger RNA of Coregonus sp. 'balchen', 3326 nucleotides long. The record is from the annotation of a GenBank genome assembly. Lineage: Eukaryota; Metazoa; Chordata; Actinopteri; Salmoniformes; Salmonidae.
AUGCGCAACCCAUUAACACACGAAGUCAAGGGUAAGACGAAGGAGAAAGUGAGUGUGCCAUCUUGCCACCACCACACUUAUCAGACAUGACUCUAGAGAGCUAACUAUCUGCUGGUUGUUUUAACAGAUUUACCUCAGGGCACUGCAGCACAUGUGGAAAUAUGGGCGACACUUUACCUGGGUAGGCACUUAUGUCAGUCAUAACACUAAUUUGUAACCUGCUAGUGUGAAACAAAUGUGAGAUUUGACCUCUGGAUAUGGCUACAUGUUCAAACAUGAAUCGGAUGUAGUUGCAGUAUGUCGUGUCUCUUUUUAGCUUCAUUGUUAUUUUUGCAAUUGCACAAAGCCUGUGUCUGAAAUGACACCUUACUACAAAAGCAGUGCCCUGCUGUUUCCCCAGAGCUCUAUGUGAUAGUUAACCAGAGGUGUAGUGAACUAUGGGGAAAUAGGGUGUCCCCUUGAUGUACGGUAUGCCUUGAGACCAAAAUGGAACAUACCCGAUACUUAAAAUAAGUAUUUUCAAGCAUUAUUUUAUAGAAAUUACAAGGGGGAUACAUGUGAGGAGGAGCUAAAGUUAGAAGGGUAGACUCUGGUAUCAAACCCCAGCUUCCAGCGGUCAUUUGUACAUGUAUUGAGAGCAGGAACCAUUACCACUCUGCCAUGACUCUGCCACAGACCUGAUUCUUAACCUGUAUUUCUUUCUUUGCAGGAACUCUUUACGGUGGAAUGCAAGUUCAAAGAGUCUGUGUUUGAGAACUACUAUGUGAUCUACUCGUCGAUGCUGUACAGGCAACAGGAGUCAGGGAGGGCUUGGUUCCUGGGACUCAACAAAGAGGGCCAAGUCAUGAAGGGGAAUCGAGUGAAGAAAACAAAACCAGCUGCUCACUUCCUGCCCAAGCCAUUAGAAGGUAAGCAAUCGCCACAUUCUGAGUCCGAUUUGUGUUCAUUAGAACAGAAUCGUUUCAACGGCAUUAAAGUAGCAUAGAGUAUAGGCAUUAGAAAAUUAGGAUCUUAAUCUGCUAGACUUCUUUCAAGGUUAACCUUCGCAAAACAAUUCCGUACCGUCUACUGUAUAUGGGAAGGCUUUCUUCCUGGCUGAUAGCGACACUAAAGCAAAUGAACCCUUUUCUGUAUAUGGUUCACAUUGCUACUGACUGCUGGUACCAUGUUCAUGCAGCAGGUAGGAAAUACCCUUCCACCCACAGAUUUUACACCCAUGUCAGAAGUGUCAAACUUAUUAAAUGUAAAGGUCACCUCUGAGGCAGGGUAUAUGUAUAGAUCACCAGAACCGUACACAAGUCAAAAACAUGUAAGCCAGCACACCCCUGCAGGUUCACAAGACCACAUUUCAACCGCCACCCCUCAGAAUGACCAUUCCACACCUAGACCCUGUCACAGCAGCAUCUAUCCGAUCACGCCCCUGUUACUGUUUAUCGCACCAUAAAUCCCACCUCGCGUAACCACCCAUCGCUACAUUGAAGGAUGGUUAUUGUAACUGAAUGAAGGUGAGGGUUAUGGUGAUGCUUAUCUACUGUGGGACUAUGAUUAGAGCGCAGGCGGAGGCAGAGGUGUGAGUCUUUAAAUAUUUUUCAGGUAAUGGAGAUGAUACAUGGCAUGGAAUGAUUGACAGACAGUUGACAUGAAAUGUCUUGAAAUCAGAUGGACUAGCCAGUGGGUCUGUAGAGCGUCACAGGCAAUAAAAGCAAACAUGCAUAAUUAAUUGGCUGUUAAUUAGCAUAUCAGAUGAGUACCAAUAGCAAUAUUCAAAUAUGAUAAGCAUAUGAAUGGGUAUAGCAGCAGGGAACGAAUGGCAGAAGGAGCUGCGAUAGCAUGCGGCAUGGUAGGCCAAAGCUAGAGCAGGCUACAUGAAGUGGCUACGUAGCAUGGCAUGUGGCAACAAACAAUAUAAAGUUAACAAGGUAGCAAGCAUAGCCAUAAAGCAGGCCUAAUUAACAUAAAGCAGCUGCACAAAAGGUUCAAAUGACAAUAAACAUAAGUCAGUUACCAACUACAUGUAACAAAGAAAAACAGAUAAAUUACUAAAUGGCUACUUGGCUUGGCCAUUAGCGUCCGACAUCCCACACAAACAAAACAGAGGUAAGGAAGUAUUUUUCUUAUUCGUCUUCUAUGCAAUAAAAUAUGUUGGUACUCACAUUCAAUGACAUACUGGUGGUGGUGGUGGUGGUGGUGGUGGUUGUUGUUGUUGUUGUUGUUGUUGUUGUUGUUGGCAUCCUCAACUCUGUCUGAAGGACCCAGAUUGAAAUGAGGCACCCUCCUGUUUAAAUCCCUGACCAUAGAGGUGGACUAGAGGGCAAUCACCAAUCAGGGAAUUCUGUACAGUUAUCUUCCCCUUACCAUGCAAUUUGUAUUUAUCAGCCCCAUCCAUAAUUUAUAGACUGGCGUAUAGCACAAAGGGGAAGGGACAAGACCUGUCUUUGCGGCCAUGAAAUGCUGAUGCUUUAUGGUGCGUCUGCAGACGCCCACAUCACUCUCCGCCCCUCCCCAGCUGAUUUGUGUCAUUUAUUUAAACAUGGAAGCCUCCAGAAACCUGUACUACACUGUCAUGACUGUGACACAACUGCAGUGCAGGGAGCGUAAAGCACAGGAUAAUUUGGGAUGUUCCCACUGCACAAAGGCUUUGGUCACAUUCAGAUUGGGGUCCGUAUAAAGGAGAGGAAGAGAUGGCAGCAUCCACAGGCUAAAGAAUGUCUUACCCGACUUUUUUUGGAACGUUUUUGGUCUCUUUUCUCCACUUUGGGUGCAGUCUGGAACGAUUUCCAAAAUAAAUCGAAGCCUCUGCGUCAAUGAGACUUAUAAAUGAUUAAAUCAUUCAUGCUAGUAUUCUUUAGUGAAAGAGGAGUCAUUUAGUUUUAGAAUUAUUUAUUUGAAGAAAGGAGAAAGAGAACCUAUUUUACUCUGGGUUUUACUAACAACAUGUUCCCUCUCUCCUCCAUUCUCUCCCUCUCUUCUAUUCUCUCCCUCUCCUCCAUUCUCUCCCUCUCUUCUAUUCUCUCCCUCUCUUCUAUUCUCUAUCUUUCUCUUUCUAUCCUCCCUCUCUUCCUUUCUCCCAUUUUCUCCCUCUCACCCCUCCUUGUCUCCCCAUCUCCUCACUUCCCUUUCUUGCUCUCUCCCCCAUAGUUGCUAUGUACAGAGAGCCAUCGUUGCAUGACGUAGGAGAGACCAAAGCUCCCAAAGGCACCGUCCCUCCCAGUAAAAGCACAACCGAGCCCCCAGUGAUGAAUGGAGGCAAACCAGCCAGCAAGCCUGCUACUACUACUACUACUACUACUACUACUACUACUACAACUGCUAGGCCCCACACAUAG